Molecule: messenger RNA, 1818 nt
Organism: Seminavis robusta
Lineage: Eukaryota; Bacillariophyta; Bacillariophyceae; Naviculales; Naviculaceae
Source: the annotation of a GenBank genome assembly
AUGUGCCGGCCAUCCAUUUCGGGAGGCGACGACGCAAAAGGCUUCGCAAAGACGUUCUCAUCGUUGUCAUCGAGUGAUGGUGUAGUGGACAAUUCGAGAAAAGACGACGCCAAGAAACCUCGCCAUGUCUGGACUCUCACAGAGCGAUCGUGUCUUGUAUUGUUUGCUUGUCUUCAAAAUGCACUGGCGGGAGGACUCGCGUUUGGGUGGGCGAGCAUUGACAGGACCAUGUUGAUUGCCAGUCAGGAACAAGGAGGCGCUGGGUUGACGCCAAUGGAAACUACCAAAAUCUUCUCUUGGGCAUCCAGUGUCGCCAUGUUGUCUUCGUUGGCCAUGGGACUUGUACUGGAUCGAUUUGGACCACGGACAGCAUCAGUGCUCUGCAACCUUCUAGUUGGAACAGGGUGUUAUCUUUUCUCCAUGGCCAGAAGCUUUGAGGCCAUUGCUAUAGCUACCUGCAUGAUUGCGUUUGGUGGACCUGGAAUCAGCUCCAGUAUUGUCCAUGUUGCAAAUUUGUUUCCCCAGAAUCAGUUCCUGAUGCUCAGCAUUCUUUGUGGGUCAGUCACCUUUAGCUUCAGCGUCUUGGCUGUCUUUGGGGACCUGUGGGAGCGCUACAACUGGGGCUUUCGCGUCUUGUUUGGAGGAUAUGUCGUAGUGAUUGCCCUGUCGACACUGGGAAGCUUCAGAAUGUGGCCUGAUGUCCCUUUUGAAUCUGAAGAUUCCGAUGCGCACCUCAGCAACAACAAUAAGAGUCAAGCCAUCGAAGAAGGUCAUCCACUGCUGGGCCCAGUGUCGCCAGAACAAGAGUUCGUAGAGGCCACGCUGUCACAUCAUCAACUGGUGGAAGAACCCCUCAACUCGGGGCUACGGCAACAGUUGGCGUACGGUCGAACUCAGUCAUACGACCAAUCUGCCGGAGCAUUCGAGAGUGGACAAGAAUAUGCCACAGCAACCCUCGUCAGUUUGAAAGAUCAGCCCUUUUGGAACCAGUUCCUGAGUCAGACAUACGUGAGAAACCUCCUCAUUUUUGUUACGAGCAGCUUCUUUGUCAACUUUACCAUUGCCUCCAUCUCCACCGAAUUGGCCGACCAGCAAGUCUUUUCAAUCGAGACGCAACAUGACUUGGCCAGAAGCUUUACUCUCAUCAUGUCAGGGGGCUUGGUGGCAUCCAUUUUUGUGGGAUGGUUGAUGGACCGAGUGGGAUUGGAAACUUGUACUAUUGUGUCCCUGGUGCUGGGUCAAACCAGUCUCCUCUUGAGAAUUGUGGGCCAGAGCUACAACUCGAUGCUGUUUGGCUAUGUUCUAUACACUCUUUUUCGGCAGUUCCUCUUUCCAGUCUUUAUUGCCUGCCUCACAGCAAAGCUUGGCUUCAAGUACUUUGGUUUCCUGUCGGGGAUUGGAUUUGCCUUGUCGGGAAUUGCACAGUUCUCCAUGGCAUCUCUGGUCCACUUUCUUUCUGGCGAUUGUCAUUUGCAAAAAGGGCCAAUCUACGCUACGCAGCCUUGCAGCCAUGGUUCAUGGAAUCUGUUCCAUAUUCUUCAAAUUGCCAUGUUGGCCAGUCUGACGAUCAUCCCGAUUCUGGAUCGUCGUGAGGCUGCUAGGCAACAGGAGAGACACGACAGCAUUGUCAAAAUCAUCAAGGAAUACGAAGGGGCAUCCCCUUCGACUGAAGCACAUGAUGACAACCAGCCUUCGCUUCCGCGCCGUGAUUCUGUGUCUUCCCACACUGGCAGUUUCUGCUCAGCCCCUCCUUCAGGGAUGUUGGGGCAAUCCUUGGUAACUGCGUAUGGUGCGACUGGGGAGUCCAGUGUUGUCUAG